Messenger RNA from Heteronotia binoei (common prickly gecko), 1359 nucleotides. Its product is annotated as transcription factor Jun-like. Bases 63 to 1340 code for a protein of 425 amino acids. Gene Ontology annotation, cellular component: transcription regulator complex. Gene Ontology annotation, biological process: regulation of cell population proliferation; regulation of cell cycle; regulation of transcription by RNA polymerase II. Gene Ontology annotation, molecular function: DNA-binding transcription factor activity, RNA polymerase II-specific; RNA polymerase II cis-regulatory region sequence-specific DNA binding; transcription factor binding. Lineage: Eukaryota; Metazoa; Chordata; Lepidosauria; Squamata; Gekkonidae. The record is from RefSeq and is a predicted model, not a curated record. The transcript has a single exon.
AGUCCCGCUUUCGCAGCAUCGGAGGGAGGACUGCAGACAGACCCGCCGCUGUCCCACCCAGCAUGAGCGGCGGCGGGCGCACGGGCGCCCGAGUGGCGGUGAAGAUGGAAGUGGCUCCCUUCUACGCCGAGGAAGGGCUGGAGCUGCUCCCGGACUUCGUGCAACUGCCCGGCUUCGGCGGCGGGCCCGGCGUCGGCGGACCCACGGUGCUGGAGGCGGCGGAGGAAAGCGGGGCGGACCAGCACAAGCUGCUCCUGGCCGGGAAGAAGCCGCCGCCGCCGCCGCGGGACUUGGUCGGGGCGGCUUCCCCCAGCGCCGCCCUGCCUUCGGCGGGACCCUUCUCCUCGCUGCGCCCUCGGGGGAGCGCCGUGCACCGCCUCAUCCAGGAGACGCCGGCAGUCAGCGGCGGCUCGGAGGUGGGCCCCGCUGGCUUGCAGCCUUUGCUGAAGCUGCCGGCCGCCGCUGACCUGGAGCAGCUGCUCAUCCAAGCGGGCAGCCCGGGCCUGGCCGCUCCAGCCAGCCCCACGGGCGGAGGGCCCUCGGUGGCGGGUGCCCCCGGCGGGCCCUUCCUCUAUCGGCCCCCGCAGCCGCAGGGCCAGCCGCAGGCGGUGACGCAGGAGCAGGAGGGCUUCGCCGACGGCUUCGUCAAGGCUCUGGCCGACCUGCACAAGCAGAACCAGCUGCUGGGGGUGCCGCCGGCCCCGCUCUCGCCCACCCAGCACUCGGGGGGCCCCUGUUGCCCUCCCGCCAGGCAGGACCCCCCGGCCGUCUACACCACCUUGGGCGGCUUCAACCCGGCGAGCCGGGCGGCCGCCGGCACUUUCUUCGCCCCCCAAGCCGUGGCUCGCCUCCCCGCGCCCGGCUCGACGGGCAGGGCCCUGGAGGAGCCGCAAACGGUCCCGGAGGCGCCGGUGGUGGUGGUGGGGCCUCCGCCGCCGCCUCCCGCUGCAGCCGCCGCCGCCGCCGCGCUCUCGUCGGGCGAGUCUCCGCCGCCCCCUUCCUCGCUGUCGCCGCUGGACGCCGAGAGCCAGGAGCGCCUGAAAGCCGAGCGCAAGAGGCUGCGCAACCGCAUCGCCGCUUCCAAGUGCCGCCGGCGCAAGCUGGAGCGCAUCGCCCGCUUGGAGGAGAAAGUGAAGGCGCUCAAAGGGCAGAACGCCGAGCUCGCCGCCACCGCCAGUCUGCUGCGCGCCCAGGUCAACCAGCUGCAGGGCCGCGUCCGGAGCCACCUCUCCAGCGGCUGCCACAUCAACGCCGCCGCCGCUCCUAGCCAGACCCCCGCAGCCUCCGGCCAGCCCCCUGGCAGGGAAGGACCCACAGAGCCAGAGGCCAGCGCCUGCUGAAGUGACCGAGCCCUGGGCA